Melanaphis sacchari is the source of this 492-nucleotide messenger RNA. RefSeq lists its product as uncharacterized. The record is from RefSeq and is a predicted model, not a curated record. NCBI's taxonomy places the organism in Eukaryota, Metazoa, Arthropoda, Insecta, Hemiptera, Aphididae. The transcript has a single exon. Bases 1 to 492 code for a protein of 163 amino acids.
AUGGCAGCCCUAGUCCUCGCUCGGAUGCCACCCGCGACGAUCCUCGCUGAAGAAACCGCGACGAUCCUCGCUGAAGAAAGGAGGCUAGUAGCGGUAGCUCGGAAGAGUGGAGCCUUUCGCAGCCGACAGGUGUCGGAGGAAGACAUAAUACGGCGGUGGCAGGAGCUCUGGGACUCCACCCCAAAGGCGGCCUGGACGAAGAGACUCAUCCCUUGUCUCAGGUCAUGGUGGCACUUCGGGCCGCGAAGGAUAAGUUUUCACAUGGUCCAAGCCCUCACGGGCCAUGGCUGCUUCCAAAUGUACUUGGCGGCCAGAGGUAGGGCAGAGAGUCCUGCCUGCGUACUCUGCGACGCCGACAAUGACGAUGCGGAACACACGCUCUUCAACUGCAGCCGCUGGGAAGACAAGAGGAGGGACCUGGAGCGUGCUGUUGGCAUGAGCGUCCUUCCGGAGGAUGUCGGAUAUCUGUUGUGUGGUCCGGAGCGGGAGUAG